AUGAUCGCAAAGUUGACAAGUCAAAAUAAUCAUGCCAAGUCCUCAGCCAUCGCCAAGACAUCAUCACUAUAUGAGGCUGAGAAAAUCAACAAACCCCUUGUUCACACACACAAACACGAGAGCUCAAGUCACCCUCUCGAGUCGAACACCGCACAGAACAUAAUGUUUUGCGCAAUUUCCGGUGAAGCGCCAACUGUUCCCGUCGUCUCUUCGAAAUCUGGCAGCCUCUUUGAAAAGCGCUUGAUCGAGGCUUACAUUGACGAGCAUGGCACCGAUCCUGUCAGUGGCGAAGACUUGAAUACUGCUGAUCUGAUUGAAGUUAAAUCCUCAAAGAUUGUCCGUCCGAGACCUCCUACACUUACCUCUAUACCCGCGCUCCUUACUUCUUUUCAAGACGAAUGGGACUCCAUCAUGCUUGAGACUCACAAGCUCCGCAGCCAGCUCGUCCAAACUAGGCAAGAGCUUUCAACGGCACUUUACCAGAACGAUGCGGCGACCAGAGUUAUCGCGAGAGUUACCAAAGAGCGAGAUGAAGCAAGAGAGGCACUCGCACAAUUGUCUGUUGUUACUGGGUCGAGAUCGAGUCGUGGCCCUGACGAAAUGGAGGUUGAUAAAGAUGGUCUUCCGAGUUACGUUAGGGAUAGAAUUGAUGAGACCAUGAAACAAUUGUCUGCUUCGAGGAGGAAACGUGCUAUCCCACAAGGUUGGACCGAUGCAGAAAGUGUUUCGACUUUCCAGACCCUCCGUACACUGGAAACACCAUUUUCUGGCGCCAGCUCCCUUGAUCUCGAUGCUACUGGCGAACUCACACUUGUUGGUGGAGCUAAUGGGUCUUCCGGAAUUUACUCGCUUGCUCAGGAGGAUUUGGCAACUAUUCUUAAUGCCUCCGACGGCGCUAUCGUUGAUGUUGCCUGGGCCGGGAGAAAUGCAAUUACGGCGAGUGCGGGCGGUGUACUCAGGGUGUGGGAUCAACAGGGAAGUGAUAGUACUACCAUUAAAGCCCAUUCUGGCGGACUGAAGGCUUUGGCUACUCACCCGAGGGACGACCUUCUGGCUUCUGUUGGCGAAGAUAAGAGCUGGGUUGUCUACGAUCUGGAGGCAUCGAAACCUGUUAUUCAGGCUUACGGGGAAGAUGAAAUUUCCACCGCCGAUUUCCAUCCUGAUGGGCACCUGUUCGCGACUGGGACUGGAAGUUCCGCUCUUAUUUAUGACAUUCGCACCACUGUUAUCGGUGCAGAUUUCAAGCUUGGCGGUACUGUUUCCUCUAUGAGCUUCUCUGAAAACGGGUUCUGGUUGGCGAUUGCUUUGAAGGGCAAGACCGAUGUUCAGAUCUGGGAUUUGAGAAAGAUAACACAAACCAAGGCCCUGGAUAUCGGUAGCAGGGUGGACACAGUCAAAUGGGAUUACACUGGCCAGUACCUUGCAACUGGUGGGCAAGCCGGAAUCAGUGUACAGGCCUAUUCGAAAUCUACCAAAUCUUGGUCCGAACCUCUUAGAACUGCUGUCUCAGCUGUUUCCACCGCUUGGGGUAAUAACGCGGCUAGUUUGGUAGCUGUCGAUUCGCAAGGAGUUUUGACUUGGUUAGGGAUCGGAGAGGAAUCGUAAUGUCGAAGAGGAAAUCUGGUCCCAUUUUUCUUUUCCUUUCUCCCUUUCUACCAAAAACCAAUAAAGCAACUGCUCUUCUCUUUUCACCUGUAACAUUAAAGCAGCGUUACGAGACUGUUAUUUUUUUUUCAUUUUUUCUUCUUCCCCCUACCAUUUCUCAGGUUUCGAUGUGCAUUUCUUGAGCAAACUGUGAUGUUACAUGUAUGAUAAGAACGGAGAAAUUCACUCACUCUUGCUCGCUCCCACGA
Molecule: messenger RNA, 1853 nt
Organism: Tuber melanosporum (Perigord truffle)
Lineage: Eukaryota; Fungi; Ascomycota; Pezizomycetes; Pezizales; Tuberaceae
Exons: 6
Coding region: 1-1605 (534 amino acids)
Biological process (GO): protein ubiquitination; mRNA splicing, via spliceosome; DNA repair
Cellular component (GO): cytoplasm; U2-type catalytic step 1 spliceosome; Prp19 complex
Molecular function (GO): protein binding; ubiquitin protein ligase activity
Source: RefSeq, a predicted model, not a curated record